GCACGGCGCUGCCAAAGCUGAGCCAGGUCGACGAAACAAAGCUUACUCUCGAAGAAAAAUCUUUACCCAACGGUUGACCGUACUAGUUUCGCCAUUAUUUAUCUUCCUGUUCAUAUUCUCUGUGAAAUUUCUCAAGCUCAAAGCAAACUCUUGGAUGCUGUUCAAAGAUGGCCGAUCAACUUGCUAAGGGUGAGGAAUUCGAGAAGAAAGCGGUGAAGAAGCUUAAUGGCUGGGGAUUGUUCGGUUCCAAGUAUGAAGAUGCCGCUGAUCUCUUCGAUAAGGCUGCUAAUUCUUACAAGCUUGCUAAAUCAUGGGAUAAAGCUGGGUCAACCUACACAAAGUUGGCAGGUUGCCAUCUGAAAGUGGAAAGUAAGCACGAAGCUGCUCAAGCUUAUGUUGAUGCUGCCAAUGCCUAUAAGAAAACAUCUAUAAAGGAGGCCAUUUCAUGCAUGGAGCAAGCAGUAAAUCUAUUUUGUGAUAUUGGAAGGCUCAGUAUGGCUGCAAGAUAUUUGAAGGAAAUUGCUGAACUAUAUGAGUCAGAUCAGAACAUUGAACUUGCUAUUGGUUACUUUGAAAAAGCUGCUGACCUUUUCCAAAAUGAGGAAGUAACAACAUCUGCAAACCAGUGCAAGCAGAAAGUGGCUCAAUUUGCUGCUCAAUUAGAACAGUACGAAAAGGCAAUUAAAAUAUAUGAAGAGAUUGCACGACAUUCACUCAAAAGUAACUUGCUAAAAUAUGGAGUCAAAGGACAUCUUCUUAAUGCCGGUUUAUGUCAACUCUGCAAAGGUGAUAUUGUAGCCAUCACCAAAGCAUUGGAUGAAUAUCAGGAUUUAGAUCCAACUUUUUCGGGCACACGUGAAUGUCGACUUUUAGCUGAUAUUGCUGGUGCCAUUGAUGAAGAAGAUGUUACAAAGUUUACUGACGUUGUUAAGGAGUUCGAUAGCAUGACCCCUCUGGACCCAUGGAAGACAACUCUGCUGUUGAGAGUGAAGGAAAAGCUGAAAGCCAAGGAGCUUGAGGAGGAUGACCUAACCUAAAUCUCCUAUUAUAAAUUGAUUUGUUGGGUUACGGUUGUUGAUUUCUAAACUAUAUACGACGAGGUGUUUAUGUAAAUUUUCACCACAUUUGUUAUGUCUGAGAUUCAAAAACAUUGCCUGCCUUGGGUUUCAAUCAGAUUGCAUGCAUGAGUUUGUGGAGUUUUACUA
This is a messenger RNA of Cucurbita pepo subsp. pepo (vegetable marrow), 1205 nucleotides long. RefSeq names its product alpha-soluble NSF attachment protein 2. Gene Ontology annotation, molecular function: syntaxin binding; soluble NSF attachment protein activity. Gene Ontology annotation, biological process: SNARE complex disassembly; intracellular protein transport. Lineage: Eukaryota; Viridiplantae; Streptophyta; Magnoliopsida; Cucurbitales; Cucurbitaceae. The record is from RefSeq and is a predicted model, not a curated record. Gene Ontology annotation, cellular component: vacuolar membrane; SNARE complex.